Molecule: messenger RNA, 5664 nt
Organism: Cavia porcellus (domestic guinea pig)
Lineage: Eukaryota; Metazoa; Chordata; Mammalia; Rodentia; Caviidae
Gene: Znf550
Product: zinc finger protein 550
Exons: 4
Coding region: 2621-3739 (372 amino acids)
Biological process (GO): regulation of transcription by RNA polymerase II
Cellular component (GO): nucleus
Molecular function (GO): DNA-binding transcription factor activity, RNA polymerase II-specific; RNA polymerase II cis-regulatory region sequence-specific DNA binding
Source: RefSeq, a predicted model, not a curated record
GCGUGACCGGACCGAGGCUUCCGGUGUUGCUGAGGUUGAGUGUACUGGGACCGGGGGAGCUCGAGAGCCGCGACCACAGGGCUUCUUGGUUCCCGCGUGGGUGGGGGAGGCGCUGGCCUCAGGAUGGCGGCGCAGACUGAGGCGCCGCGGGUGAGUGGACGGCGCUCCGGCGACCCUUGCUGACUUCGUCUGCUGUCGGAGCCGGGCGGGGCUGAGCGCGGGCGUACGGCUGCUUCCAGCGGACUAACCCUCCACCGAAGCUCCCGCCGCCCUCGGACCUCCCAUCCCUCGGUCAAGGAGGCCAGACGGGCCAGACCGACACGCGUCUCCCCAGCUCAGGGAGGUUCUCCGGGUUGGGAGUUGCUGCUGUGUCGACCGUUGCGCAAGAGAGGUCGCAAGUGGGCGGUGCAAUGCAUCUCUCAGAUUAAGACAAGUGACGCUGGGUCGCACCUGACAGAUACCUGUUUUCCAGCGCCCAUGAGACUUGGCCUCCGGGCGUGUGCACGUACACGCGAGGCCCCGCGUUACUCUCGCAGUUACCCUGAUGGCUCACUGCGCCUUAUGCCCGAUUUUACCAGAUGUGUGAAUCCUGUCGACGUGGAUUGGGUUUUUUUGUUUGUUUGUUUUUUUGGAGUUUUUUCGUUUUUGUUUUUGGUUGGUUUUGUUUUGGGGGGAUUUUUUUUGUUGUUGGUUUUUGUUUUGGGGGUGUUGUUUUUGUUUUUGCGAGGACCCAUGUUGUGUCAGUUUCUUCUCCCUCCCUCACUUUAUUUCAGAUUUCCUCUGGUUUCUACCCUGUAAAAAUACUUUACUGUUGGUCUACGUAAAGUUGACCAGGUAUCUUUGGUCUCCUCUCCGUUUCUUGUGUUCUGAAUCUUCAAGGCAAUCUAAAAUUGCCUUGCUUCGUUAUUUGGUUGGUUAUAUAAAAUCUGUUCACAGUGCUUGUGUGUGAAUGCUUGUUGCUACUCUUCCCCAAGACCUAGAAUAGCCUAGCUCGAAUACAUUGAUUGCUUUCAGCAAUGAGUAGGUCUCCCCUUCAAGGGCUCCCUCCACAUGUGGAAAAAAUCCCAUCUCCCAGCCCUCCAACAUGGCCCACAAGCUGUACUAGUUGAUCUGCUUUCUGUUCUUUCUGGCACUGGGGACUGAACCCAGAGAUACUGUCCCACUUAUGUAUGUCCCAUCCCUUGCCUUAGCGUAUAUGUGUUGCUAAGUUACCUAAACUACCUUUAAUCAUGAAAUCCUCCUGCCUCAGCAUCUAAAUUACGGUCAUGUGACACUGCCCUGCCAGUUCUUGAUCUGCUCAUUAGCAACUUCUGCUUCCUCUUCCUUUGUCCCCUGACUCACUCCAUCAGCCAGAGCCCUGAAUUUACCAAGCUGUCUCCCAUUAUGCAGCCUUUGUCCUUGCACUUCUUUUGCUGAGGGACUCUGUCCAUGAUCUGUCCUGCACACCCUUUUUGUGCAUCAGGACUAGGGUGGUAUUUUCUUGGGCACCAUAGAUCUAGCUGAAGCACUGCCUCCUCCUUGCACCUUUGUGAGGUGUUUUACCAGAUGUGUAAAUCCUGUCGACGUGGGUUGGGGUUUGUUUUUUGGAGUGUUUUCGUUUUCGUUUUUGUUUUUCUUUUGUUUUUUUGGUUGGUUUGUUGUUGUUUUUUGGUUUUGGGGGGGGUUGUUUUGUUUGGGAUUUUUUUGCUUUGCUUUGCUUUGCUUUGCUCUUUUCUUUUGUGGUGGUGCUGGGAAUUGAAUCCAUGGCCCUAGGACUAAGCUACCUCCUUACCCCUUUCUAAAUUUUGAGACAAGUUCUGCUACGCAUGAGUUUGAGAUCUGCCUUGGCUUCCAGAGGUGCUUCUGACUAAAUACAGUGCUACCUUGAUUCACAAACUUAGUUCCACAAUUCUAGUAUGAUUUCUGUGAUCCAGGUACCCCUAUAUGAGACUGUGAUUUACUUUGAAAGCUGAGUCCAUUUUAGUGACCCUGACAUAGGAAUAAUAAUGGCAUUUAUUCAUGUGGUUUCUGGAAGACUGAUAGACAUUUCAGAGCACAUGACACUUACUUACAUGUUGUAGAUACUCAACUUAUAGCCUCAUUAGUUCUCAGAACUACAUAAUAAUAUAGGAAUGACUUUGGAUUUUGAUUUGGAAACUGAGACUUAUAGAAAUAAUAUGAAAUUUUCAUGAUCAAGCAGCUGGCAAAUGUGAGAUGUAAGAGGAUUGAUUGUGGCCCCAGUGCUAGGGUCCCUUAUUUGCUUUACCGUGGCAUGCACAGCCUUCUGUUUGGGGCAGGUACACUGAACACCAAGAGUUCAGCUGCUACUGCUGUCACAGUGUGAAUUAUCAAAAUUGUUUCUAUUUUGCUGUAUCUCAGAGCAUGUAAUCUAUGCCUGUCACAGUUCUCAACGAAUGCUAUUGUGUGUGUUUUCUUUAGUUGCUUUCCCAUGGGAAGCUUUUUGUCUGCUCAGAAUUACCUUACGCCUAAAGGCCAUAUGUACCUCCACAUUGACCCCAACAUAGAACUUGGCCCUCAGGAGCCCUAAGUCUUGGAGACUUUCAGUGAUGUGGCUGUGACCUUCACACAGGAGGAAUGGAGACAGUUAGACCUGACCCAGAGGACUCUGUAUCAGGAGGUGAUGCUAGAGAUCUGUACAAUUCUGGUCUCACUAGGGUACCAGGUUCCUAAACCGGAGUUGAUCUACCUUCCGGAGCAUGGGCAGGAGCUGUGGCAAAUGAAAGGCCUCAUGCCUGUCACCUGUGCAGGUAAUAGAGCACAACUUCAGACCAGUAUGCCAACCACCUGUCUUCCAAGCAAGUCUGAAGAAAUCUUGCUCCAUGGAAGGCAAACUCAGAAAUCUUCGGAGGACUUUGGAUGGGGUACCCUGGAGAUCAGGAAGGGCUUUUGGAAAGGACAGAAAGAAUGUCCUAAAGAGACCAGUCCUGGAAACACAUGUCCUGAAGGUGGUAGUUUGGAAAUGGAUGGUGGUUUGUACUCCAGGAUAUUACAGGAGCAAGCCCCACCGGAUAUUCUCCGUGGAUGUGACUCUCAGCAAACUGAGAAAGAUACUUCAGUACUCGCAGGGAAGAAAUCAUACAGUUGCAAACAGUGUGGGAAGGGUUUUAACAGGAAGUGGUAUCUUGUUCGACAUCAGCGGGUUCACACAGGUUUGAAGCCCUAUGAGUGCACUGCAUGUGGGAAAGCCUUCAGUCAGAACUCAACCCUCAUUCGUCACUACUUCAUUCACACCGGAGAGAAACCAUACACAUGUGUCGAGUGUGGGAAGGCCUUUAAACGCAGGGCGUACCUAACACAGCAUCACCCAAUCCAUACUGGAGAGAAGCCGUAUGAGUGCCCACAGUGUGGGAAGGCCUUCACCCACCGCUCUACAUUUAUUCGCCAUAGUAAGACACACACUGGGGAAAAACCUUUUAAGUGUAAAGAAUGUGAGAAAGCUUUUGCCACUAAAGCGCACCUGAUUCAACACUAUGUAGUCCACACUGGUGAGAAGCCCUUCGAGUGCAUGGACUGUAGGAAGGCCUUCCGGUGCAGUGCGGAGCUGGUGCAGCAUCGGCGGGUCCACACUGGGGAGAAGCCCUAUGAGUGUGCCCAGUGCGGGAAAGCCUUCCACCGUAACAUGUAUCUUGUCCAGCAUUUGGUCAUCCAUACUGGGGAGAUGCCCUACAAGUGCAGUGAGUGUGGCAAGGCUUUCAAACGCCGAUCACACCUCCUGCAGCACCAGUGGGUCCACUCUUGAAGGAAACCACAAGCAGUGAAUGAGGGACAAUUGGUUAUACUGUGCUCAUCUUUUGUCUAUGCUAGCAGGACCUACACAGAAGAAAAACCCAUAGAGUAUAAAGAGUGGUGAGAAGCAUCUUGGAGGACUCUAGCAGAAGCAAAACCUUACUUCUAUCCUGGAAUCCCUAGUGUAGGAGUGCCUGUGAGAAACCUUUUUGACAGUGGAUCACUGACUUGCACUGGAAACCAUUGUGCUAGAAUCAGACUCCCUUUUGUAUUUGGCCUAUGGAGUCACAGAAUGCCUCAUUCACCAGUCUCCUUGGUUAACAUGGAAAGCUUUCUCUGCAGCUUUCAGAAAGCCGUAUGAAAAGAGAACAACAGAGUAGGAGGAAAACACAUUCUGUUACAACUCACUCAGCUUUCACUGCCAAGCCUUUCAUAGUAUUUAUCAGUUUUACUUUUGAUAGGGACCUCGGGGCCGUGAAAGGGCUCUCAGUCUGUUAUUUUAUAUGUGACCUACAGUUAUAUCAGGAGAGGAACUGCAGCAGCCCUUCCCUGAUCACACAUCUUGACACGUGAGAAGGGCACUGCUUCUUGACAGAUAAAGGAUUGAGUGAUGAGGUGGUUGAACCUAAGAGAAAUUCAAAUGCUACAUGAAAAUGUGCACCUUGUAGCACUGCAAGGGCUUGCUUUUUAUAAACCCAUUCAUAUGACUUUUAACUAACACUUGGUUUUUUUUAUUCCAUGCUACUUGUCUGUUUUCUCUGCAGUGUAGUGUUCAGUCACAUUGCACUUAAGUUUCCUCAGGGGGCCCCAGUGAUCUUUUUUUCUGAUGUUUCUAUGAUCUUGUGAGGUUUAUUUACAUGUUCUCUGCAGGUCUUUAGGGUUGAAUGAUAGGCAAAAGAAGAUAGGGCAAAUCUAUAAUCAACUCAGGAAAAUACUGGGUACUCUAAAUGUGGUACUCUAAAAUCUUGCUAGAAAAUCAAGUACCCUACGUUUUGAAUCAGGAUGUACAUGUGCAGGUUUGUGAGGCUCACAGCCACCAUAGUUUCCCUCCCUUGUGCUAGCAUAGAGUAUGGUGAAUAUGGAAUUUCCUGUGGGAUUUUCUUCCAGUUCAUUCCCAGACUAUCCAAGGUAAGCAACAUUGUUUUAAAAAAAAAAAAAAAAGUAUCUUGUACCUAGAAGUCAUGGCAGAUACUAUAAUCUCAGCAGUCUUUGAGGCUGAGGCAAGAGGAUCACAAGAUCAAACUCAUCCUGAACAACUUAGAACUUCAAUAUCUAAAUUUUGAAAAAAAAAAAAUUUCAAGGCUCUGGGUUCAUUCCACUCCUUGAGUGGGUAGGUGGGGUGGGGAGACUAGAAUUUUCAUUUUUUCACUGAGUCAACAUAUAAAUGCUGUACACAUUUUUUAUUGUGGGAAGAGCAGUGAUUUGUUUGUCAUUGAAAAGAACAAUCCCUCAGCUGUCAAGUCUUCUCAUAAGUCUUUCCUGCAUGGUACGAUGACCUGCCAUGAACUUGCUCCUGUGAUAGGUAAAAGGUAGCAGACUUCUGUGGUCACACUAGCUAGUAGGACACGUGAGUGACACACAGGCCAACACUUGAGUGGGGAAGGAACAUAUGUCUAGUGUAGAAAAAGCAUAGGAACAGAUACAAAAUGAACCUCUUCCCACCUUCAAAAUGUCUACCUCCUGGAUCCUAUCAUUUCCCCUUUAUUUUGAUCUAUAUAUAUGUAUUUUAGGUUUCUCAUAUAAAAGACACCAUGAGAUACUUAACUUACAUUUUGAUGUAUUUCUCUUGAACACUGGGAGCAUAGUAUUUUUUGUCACGAAGGAGCAUAAUGGUACGUGUGUCGAUCUGUGUUCUUUAGAACUUUUAUUGAUGAAUUAUUUUAACAUUUUUAUUUUAAAGAGCAAUAAAAUGAUAGUUUCAAAAUAAUACAAAAUUAA